AUGAAUCGCCCAGACUCAUUGAACCAUUCUCCUGGGUCCUCGUUGCCGGCUAAGCAGCCCGCGUGCAGACAGUGUCGCGCGAGAAAGGUCAAAUGUGACCGUCGAACUACGGGAUGUGUGCGGUGUGAGCGUCUGGACUUGGCUUGCAGCUAUGUGCCAAACGAGACAGCCGAGUCGUUUGGUAACAUCCGAGGUCAUGACUUGACGCAGGCCGGGAUCAAGAGGCGUCGUAUUCUCCGGGCUUGCGCCUCUUGUCGGAGCGCAAAGGUCAAGUGUUCCGGGACUCAUCCCUGCGACCGAUGCCGGUCUCAUGCGCAGGCGUGCCUGUUUGGUGAUGGAGGCAUCCCUCAGCCGGAUGGUGUGAUAGAAGCUAUCGCUUCGCCUGUUAGCCCUCCACCGACCGAUCAUGGGUCGGUACCAAGUCAAUUGACACCGGCUGGCAUGUCUAGCAUUACGGGCGAUGAUUCAAUUCGCCUCUUUGAAGCCGAGGAUAGAGACGCCGUUCGACAAUACCUGGAUACUUACUUUGACAAAUCCGACAUUGCCGACUGUGUCUUUCUUCAUAGAGCAACUACAAUUGCCGAAUGGAGUCAAGGAAAGCUAGACAAGACUCUACUCAAAGCCAUUUGCGCAGCAGGGCUCAGACACAGGCCAGCCCACUAUACCGAGAGGUCAAUGGCAUAUUCCUGGAUGAAACAAGUCCAGAACGAACUGGCUGGGCACCUGGGCGACAUGUCAAUACCCAAGCUUCAGGCGUUGAUGCUCGCUGUCAAGUUCCUCUCCUCACUGCGUUUCACCGGGGACGUGUGGGUGCUCAUCUCAAUUGCAGCCAGGGUGGCAUUCACCAAACGGCUUAAUUACGAGCGCCCGGCUAUGGAUCCCGUGAAGCAAGAGUGCCUGCGUCGGUUGAUGUGGUCUAUUUACGCUACUGAUAAAGUCUUUUCUGGGGGUAUAGAGGAUUUGACUGUCUGUCCAACACAGAGGAUGCAUAUUCGACUUCCGAGCAGUUAUCACAAUUUCCAGCUAGGGCUUCCAUCUCGAUCUCCGUUUCUGCGAAGUAAGAGCGAGGCUGACACUGGCCUGAAUUCUCUGGCCUGCUUGAUGCGGCUGUACGAUAUUCGUGAUAGAGUUCUGAGGUACACCAGGCGGGUAAUUCUGGAUGGCUCUAGCCCCUACCACAGCCGAGGACAGCUACGAUCGCUUGACCUAGAGCUUGCGUCUUUUGAAGAGUCGCUACCAGAAGAGCUGCAGCUCAACGAUAACAGACUCAUGCUCAUGUGCCACUCCGAUGAGGCACGCGCCUACGCAAUGCUACACACCCUCCUCUUCAGCUGCCGCUGCGACCUGCACCGCUUCCUGAUCCCCGGCAUAAGAGAAUGCGUUUCCCCAGAAGCUGCGGCGCAGACACCCAGAGAAUACAUAGACUACUGCCAGCGUCGAUGCCUGCAGAGUGCACUGGGCUCCUGCGACUUGUGGUCCAAGAUUCGCCAUCUUGAGACAAGCAGUCGUCUUGAGACGCCCACGCUGGCAGUGGUUACUUAUCAAUCUGUCAAGAUCAUUGAUCACCUCGCUUCUUUGCUUCCGGCUCAUGGAGAUGACUCACUACCGGUCGUGAAGGAGAAGUUGACAGAUGCUUUGUUUAUUGUGUCGCGGAUCCAAACAGGGGUUGACUGGAUUGCUUCAUGUAUAUCCGACAUCGAGAAGCUUAUCCCAAGGCUGGGUGCUAGAUCAGGGUCUGCAGAAUCACCGCAAGUCCAAGAAACCUCCGUGGUUCGCCCUUCUACUGACACGUUUCACAGUCCGCCAACAGGCAAUCUUCGACUUCAGGAGAAGCUACACCGGAGGUCCAAACACGCUUACGCCCCAGACGAUGAAGAGGAGCUCGAUCCAGCUGUCAAUCCCCCAGAGUCAAACCAAGAGGAGCCACCGGCUACAGAGGAUAUCCAAUCAGCAACGCCCAUUGAUCCAUCAACUCAAGGGAGCUGGCCUUUUUCUCUACCUGUUGACAGUCAGGACGUCUUUUCAUCGAAUCAAAGCGGCUCGGGGCAGCCGCUUGGCUACAAUUUGAUGAACUAUGACUUGACCAACUCUGCAGAUGUGGUCUUUGGAGAGCAUGACAUGGUGUUUCCCAUGGAUCCCUUCGACCUGCAGCUUAAUGCGUACACGGAUGCAAAUGUGCCUCAUUACAUAGGAUCAGAGUAG
Fusarium keratoplasticum is the source of this 2202-nucleotide messenger RNA. RefSeq lists its product as uncharacterized. Gene Ontology annotation, molecular function: DNA-binding transcription factor activity, RNA polymerase II-specific; DNA binding; zinc ion binding. The record is from RefSeq and is a predicted model, not a curated record. Gene Ontology annotation, biological process: regulation of DNA-templated transcription; DNA-templated transcription. NCBI's taxonomy places the organism in Eukaryota, Fungi, Ascomycota, Sordariomycetes, Hypocreales, Nectriaceae. Gene Ontology annotation, cellular component: nucleus. The coding region runs from base 1 to 2202 and encodes 733 amino acids. The transcript is spliced from 5 exons.